Messenger RNA from Osmia bicornis bicornis, 1523 nucleotides. Its product is annotated as phospholipase B1, membrane-associated-like. The transcript is spliced from 7 exons. Gene Ontology annotation, molecular function: glycerophospholipase activity. Gene Ontology annotation, biological process: phospholipid metabolic process. The record is from RefSeq and is a predicted model, not a curated record. NCBI's taxonomy places the organism in Eukaryota, Metazoa, Arthropoda, Insecta, Hymenoptera, Megachilidae. The coding region runs from base 103 to 1341 and encodes 412 amino acids.
CAGCAGGAUCUGAGAACAUAGCAAAGCUCUGAUAGGGAUAUUGUUCGAUGUCGCUGGUUACGAGUGGACAGAAGUGAUCGGUGUGUCGGUUAGAGAAGAACCAUGAUCCGAUUGUGUCUCCUCUUACAAUUAUGCGUGUUGAUCGCCUCACAAAGGACACCGCUCGACUCACCGGAAAAUCUGUUCGUUUUCCGCAAUCUUCGUAAAUGGAUUCUUCAGACUUUCGGUAGAACAGACAAUGCACGACAAUUUUCAGUGGAGGACCGAAGACAGAUUCAAGACGAACUCCCUCCAAAUGUUCCUUUCCCCUGCAAUGUGACAGGUGGCAGGUCCUCGACAGUACCAGAUUCGGUUCAUCGUCUGAGACCAGGUGAUAUAGAUGUCAUUGCCGCGGUUGGCGAUUCUCUGACGGCUGGUCUUGGCAUUUUUGCUAGUGAUAUAUUACAGAUGGGCGUCGAAAAUAGAGGAGUCGCAGCAACUAUUGGUGGUCAAGGAAAUUGGCGAACAUUUUUGACCCUUCCUAACAUUCUCAAGGAAUUCAAUCCGAAUUUAAUAGGUUAUGCACUUGGAGAUUCCUUAACUUCCGAUCCAGCUUCACAGUUGAAUGUAGCUGAGUCUGGUGCAAUGUCCAGAGACCUACCUUUCAUGGCCAAAUAUCUAGUCAAUAGGAUAAAAAAGGAUCCAAGAAUAAAUAUAAAUAAACAUUGGAAGCUUAUCACAAUACUUAUUGGAAGCAACGAUAUUUGCAGCGAGAUGUGUGAAGUAUCAUCACUGUCCUCCUUUUUGGAAGCUCAUAGAAUGAAUCUGAUUAAGGCACUGAGGAUAUUUCGAGAUAAUUUACCAAGAACUUUAGUUAGUGUUAACGUGUCACCUAAUCUCCAUAGUCUCAUCGAUUCAAUUAAAGGAAAACCAUCGUUAAAAUGUUAUUUUCUGACACAAAUCGAAUGUCCUUGUUUAUUUGGUUUACAAUACGAAGAUAAAUUAUCAGAAUAUUAUAACACAUUUCAUAGGUGGCAAGACUUAGAGGAAGAAGUGCCAUAUUACCCUGAGUUCAAUAGAAAGGACUUCACUGCGAUAGCUUCACCUGUUCUUAAAAAAACAGUACUGCCAACUGCAGAAGACGGAUUUGGAGAUAUGAGAUAUUUCUCAGCUGAUUGUUUCCAUGUGAGCCAAAGAACUAACGCAUGGUAUGGUAAUGGUGUGUGGAACAAUCUAUUGGAGCCAGUUGGUAACAAAACCAAUUACUGCCUUCCAGAGUACGAAAGAUUCUUAUGCCCUACACCAAAGAAGCCAUUUUUGAUGACACGAGAGAAUUCAUUCAAAACAAAUAAGAUUUCGUAACGAAAAGUAAUAUCAUAAAAGUGAAUAAAUUAGCAAAUUGCAAUAUUGUGAAAAAUAUUUUCACUUGGUGGAAAAGUGCCAUAUAUGUUCUAUUUUCAGAAAUAACUCGAACAAUAAAUUCCAGUGCAAAAAUGGUAAAUUUUAAGGAAUAGUGUAAUAUGUAAAUAAAGGAGAAAAUUGGA